ACCUCAUAACGUAGCUUUGCGUGGCACGGGCGUCAAAAAAAUGGCGGAGGUAGAUUUUGGCGACAGCGAACUGUUCGAACAACUUGAUGACAAUGCACCGUGUCUCCCGCAGCACAUUCACUUCACCGACAAUGAUGAAGACGUGCAGACGACCCAGCUUCGAAGCAGACUGGAGGAGUGCGAAGACACCAUUGAGAGGCUCACCGAGGAGAAUAAAAUGUUACGUCGGAAAUUAAACAUCCUGACGCGGCCAAGUGGCAUCACAGUCGAAGAUGUAAACAUUGACGGGCCACUGCUUCAGAUCCUUUAUACAAAUAACAUCAUUUCAAAGCAAUGUCGUCAAGAAAUUGAAGACUGCGUUUGUAAGAUGAUUUCAAAGCAUCAGAUCCCAGGCAAUGAAAAGUCAUCUUUGUAUCACACAAAGCCACAGAAUUCAGCUUUUUCACUGGAAGAAGACCCACAGAAAAGUUCUGCCAGCAGUGUGAAAACAACAACAGAGGCCUUUAAAGUGGUUGGAAGUGUUUUAUAUUUCACUUCUUUCAGUGUGGACAAACUUGGCCAACCUAUUGUGAACGACAACCCCCAGCUGACUGACGGAUGGGAUGUUCCUACUUACCAACAGGUUUUCAACCAAGUAAUUGGCACUGAUGGGCUGGAAAUAGAAAUGAAAGACAAAAGAUCCAAGUCUAUGUGUUUUAACUGUGGCUCCAGCGCUCAUCAACUAAGAGACUGUCCCAAGCCCAAAGAUUUUGCAGCCAUUAGUGAAAGAAGAAAGGAGUUUAAUCAGAGCAAUAACCAGGCCAUGCAGACUAACCAGCGAUACCAUGCAGAUGAAGUAGAGGAGCGAUUCGCCAAAUACAAGCCUGGAGUCAUGAGUGAGGAGCUAUUGUCAGCACUUGGAAUUGACAACAACAGUCUUCCUCCUCUGAUUUACCGCAUGAGGCAGCUUGGAUACCCACCAGGGUGGCUUAAAGAGGCAGAGAUGGAAAACUCUGGUUUAUCUCUGUAUGAUGGAAACGUUUCAGCUGAGACCAGUGGAAAAGACCAAAUUCUCUCUUAUGAUGUUUCCAAACUGGUGGAUUUCCCAGGUUUCAAUGUACCUGCACCACACCGAAUGAGAGAUGAGUUCAAGCAGUACGGUUCAAUUCCAAUGCAGAAUGUCCACAUGAAGACUAAUUAUGCAGCUUACCUGUCCAAUAGCUUUCCUGUGCCUGAUGCCACCUGCAACAAAAGGCAGCAACAAUUUGAUUCAUCUCCUCAGCAGAGGAAGAAAAGAAAAAGUAGUCCAAAUCGCACUUUGGACAGCUCAGACAUGGACAUUGAAUCAGACCCUGAAGAGCCUUACCAUCAUCCUGGUGACUUUCAGUUUCAAACUCCAUUGCCUCCUGGUUCUCCUUGCUUCAGUACACCCCCUCCUUUACCCCAGGGCACUCCCCCUGCUACACCUACUCCCCCUCCUCUUCCUAAGGGUACACCUCCACCAACACCAACCAACGGGUCACCAGCUCUGCGAGGCAAGAAGUGGACAGCAAGGGAAGGGACAGAGGAGGGCAUGGAGGAUGAACUGACUCUGGAGGAACUGGAGGAGCAACAGAGAAUCAUCUGGGCUGCUCUAGAAAAUGCUGACACCGCCACCAACAGUGACUGUGAAACACCUGCCUUUGGAACACCUGCACCCAAUUCCCCUAAUGUCUCCACCCCUAGUCACACAGCCACAGAGACGGGAGAAGUUGAGGUAGCAGUUGGUCCACCAGGAGCUACAGAGUCUUCCCAUAGCAGUGAAUUUGAAGAUGAACCAGGAGUUCAAAAGAUUUCCACCCAAAAGUUGGAAUCCAUCAAAUCUGAGAAUGCAGGUCCUGAAAGCCCAGAGCCUUUGAAAUCUCGAGCUGAUUCUCCCCAAGGUCCUGGUUCAGUGAAAUCCCAGGAGGACAGUCUCCAAAGUCCUGGUCCAGUGAAAUCCCAGGAGGACAGUCCCCAAAGUCCCGGUCCAGUGAAAUCCCAGGAGGACAGUCUCCAAAGUCCUGGUCCAGUGAAAUCCCAGGAGGACAGUCCCCAAAGUCCUGGUCCAGUGAAAUCCCAGGAGGACAGUCCCCAAAGUCCCGGUCCAGUGAAGUCCCAGGAGGACAGUCCCCAAAGUCCUGAUCCAGCUUUAACUCCUAUGGAAGAUGGUGCUUCAGCUAAGCAUGUGGAGAAAGUAGCAAAAGUACCCCACAGGAGCAAAUUUGCAUCUGGUAUUGUUCCAUUUGAAGAUACACCUGAGUUCACUGAACUAGCUGAAGCUACAGGAACUUACCUUAAGAUUAGGGACUUGCUUAAAAGUUCCCCAAGAAGUUUGAUAAAGAAAAAAUAAGUUUCCAUUAAGAUCCAAGUGUGCUGACUUUUUUUUUAAUAUUAAAGUUUCUUUUAUUUUUUUGAAUUUUUGUUUUAUUUUAUUUUAUAUUCAUGAAAUCAUCAUGAGGGAAAUUCCUUUGGUAAUACAGCAUAAAAAAGGACCACUUUAGUUUUUGUAGCAGAUGUGUUACUCGUUUCAAUUUUUUGUAAAAAUUGAGUAGACACAAAAAUGACCUUAGAUGUUGAUAAGAUGGUUGUUUUCCUGAUUUUGUCUUCUGCUGUUCAGACAUUAGUAAAAACAUGCUUUUACUUUGCGUUACUGCUUUAUUUUUGUGCAUACACACACAAACACGUGAAUGGGAAUUGUAUUAUUAGACAUUGUAGAAAAAAACACAUUUAGAAAUGUUCUGCAUCCCUGUUUUUCAUAAUAAAACACCUGAAUCUCC
Molecule: messenger RNA, 2777 nt
Organism: Oryzias latipes (Japanese medaka)
Lineage: Eukaryota; Metazoa; Chordata; Actinopteri; Beloniformes; Adrianichthyidae
Gene: zcchc8
Product: zinc finger, CCHC domain containing 8
Biological process (GO): RNA processing
Cellular component (GO): catalytic step 2 spliceosome
Molecular function (GO): RNA binding; zinc ion binding
Source: RefSeq, a predicted model, not a curated record